Syngnathoides biaculeatus (alligator pipefish) is the source of this 2572-nucleotide messenger RNA. RefSeq names its product spermatogenesis associated 1 (gene spata1). NCBI's taxonomy places the organism in Eukaryota, Metazoa, Chordata, Actinopteri, Syngnathiformes, Syngnathidae. The record is from RefSeq and is a predicted model, not a curated record. The transcript is spliced from 12 exons. Bases 149 to 1759 code for a protein of 536 amino acids.
GGUCUGCAACCAGAGCAACCAACGCUGGUAUUUCCAUUCUCGCACGGCCAGCCGCUGCAGUUUCAAGUCAACUCGCGACAGUCCACGCCUCCGCCGGGCCAAAGAACACACCAUAAAAUCGCAGCGUGCUUCUGUUAGCGGAGCACGCAUGUGCAUGACUGCACUCACGAAGAUGGCCUUAUCAUGUGAAUCGACUUUUACGGUGGAGAGGAGACCCAUCAGUUGCAAGUUUGUGGAGCUGCAUGUUCUCUAUGUGCCAGACGAGCAGUGGAAUGUGAAGCUGAACAAAGUUCCUGCUGAAGCCUCAGAGAGCUUCAUAUCUGCGGGCUUCAUCAGGGUUUACCCCGAGGUCACCCUGAAAGCUCUGAGAAGUGUGCUUGGGGAGCUCCUGGGUGCAGAGAGGAGCAUAGACAAAUUUUCUUUCUUGAAGUGUGUGGGCCGCAGCUUGGCUCUGGUCAAAAGUAAGCAGGAGAAGGAUCUGAAAGUGAAAACCUUUGCUCCACCAUAUGCUGCCCAGCCAGAGCUUUACCUGCUGCCCACCAUGGAGAAUGAAAGCAGCCUUUCCUCCCAUUCGGCCAGCCCAGACACCGGGAGCAGCUCCCCGGACCCCCCGACCUACUACCCCCACCAGACUUGGAGCUCACCAGCCGAGACGAAAGACCCUGUCAAGUUCCCCCACAUCCCCCAGUCUUCCCAUCAGCUUCUUCCCACCUCCAGCUUUGAGGACGAGGAGGAGGAGGAUGUCGAUGACGGCGACGGCGAGCAGGGUUACAGCUCCUCAGAGGGAGGACACUGCGUGGAGGAGGAUGAUCCCUCUGGCAAUAAGAUUGAGUGGCAGGAGAGUGUGGAGCGCGGCCAGAGAAAGUCCAACACUCAAGCGCCGAAUAAAAGCAGCUUGGCUCAGGUGAAGGAACACCCCAAGGAGGAAGAAGCAACAUGCAGAAAGACGAGGCGACCUCAGCAAGGAAACAAAGUGGCCAAAGAUCCAGGACCUGUGGGGUUGGCGGAGGAUGGAGAUUCAGACAAGCAGUUCGGGAAAUCACGAGAUGUGCACGCAUUUCAGCCUUUCACGAGCAAAACAGCAAGAGGGGUGACAGAAAGCCCGGUUGUUUUAUCUCGGCCCAUUCGGUGCACUUCUCCGCCUCCUGGUCUUGACCUGACCAUGACAACCCACAAACCUGUUGUUUCCACGGUCAUCCCAACUAACAGGGAAGAACUGAUAGAAGAAAUCAAGCUGGUGAAGGAGGAAAGGAAGCAGUUGGAGUGGAAAAGACAAGAACUGCUAAGGAAAGGGAAAGAUUUGUUGGCUCAGAACAGACAUCGCAGGAACCAAGCCCGCGACAGCUGGAAAAAAAAAUAUUUUGAUACCAAGAAAGCCACUGCACCUCUGGAAGAUGCAUUGAGGAAUGUGCGGCAAGAACUGGAGACAUUUUACAACAAACUCCUGCAUCAGAUCCACAACAGAAAUUGCAGAAGCAAGCUGCAAAAGCAAGGAAGGUCCUCUGAAAAGAAUGAGCUCAUCAUUCAGAUCCUGACAGAAAGUCACGACAUCGACAACCUGAAGAGGAAGAUUGAAGACGCCAAGAUGAAGAUGCUGACGGAGAUAAAGCUGAGAAAACAGGCUGCCACUGAACUGAGGGCACUGAAGACAGAACUGGCCCAGAAGAAGACUCAGUCGUGUCAUCGGGCGGCCGUGGCGUCUCUCAGCUUUGUGAGCGCCACGCGUGACAAAGGACAAUUUCAAAACAUUUCCAACUGAAUCCUAAGAACAUGUUUUUUUUUUUAACAUAGUUUUACCUUACGACAGUCUGUAUUGCUCAUUGUGAUGUAAUUUUUUUAGAAAAGCCACAGAUAGGCUGACGAACAGUGCUGGCUUCGUGGUGUUAUAAACAUUAUGAAACAGCCAUUUCAACACAAACAGUGCAUCAACACGUGUAGAGAGACAAUGUAACAAUACAUAUAUUAUUUCUCCUUUGUGAAAAAUGAAAAUUGUGAAAUUUUUUUUCUGUAUAAUUCUGACCGCAGGUGGCCAAGGUGCACACAUCACAAGGACAACAACAUUAAAUAAAAUUGAAGCAUGAAAUCAUGAUCCACAAAUUAUUUAAUUCUUUACAUCCAUUUAAUCAGGUCAUUACUGUAUAUUUUAAAAAAAAAUGUAUCAUUGAGUUUCCUUUUUUGCAGCUUCAGUGCUUUUUUUUGUUAUCGUAGUUAUAUCACCAAUGAUUUGCAAUAUCGCUGAGUUUUGAGGGGAGUAUUAUUACACAUAAACAGUUAUUACAAAACAAUAAGUGUGAGUAUUGGUUUUUUUUAUUGUUUACAAGUACGAUUUUUUUUUUCAAAUGAGGGAUAUCGCCAGUCUCAUCUCAUCUGUUAUUUGCUUUAGUUCAGAUUGUUUCAUUGUUUUGAUUACAACUUUUAUCUUUGUAUGAUAGUUAAAAAAAUGUGAAAUGUUGGUGGUGUAUCAGUUUGGUUUGGAUUAUUUGUGCUUGAAAUAUAUGCCUUUUUACCUCUCUUCUAUGUAAUUAUAACUUCAAAAUUUAAAAAAGACCAUUUCCUCUGUCACUGAUAAUCG